Molecule: messenger RNA, 3414 nt
Organism: Ostrea edulis (European flat oyster)
Lineage: Eukaryota; Metazoa; Mollusca; Bivalvia; Ostreida; Ostreidae
Product: protein draper-like
Exons: 7
Coding region: 32-910 (292 amino acids)
Molecular function (GO): scavenger receptor activity
Source: RefSeq, a predicted model, not a curated record
UUGCCAGAAAAAUUUAUGAUUAUUAAUUUCUAUGACAAUGUAUCUGAUGAUUUUUUUAAAGACAUGGUAUUUUUAUUUAAGCUUAAAAGGAAUCGUCAGCCUUUCAGCGAAUCUAAACCAGGGCUUCCAUUGUCCCGAUCCAAGUAUUACAGGAAAGAUGAAAUGUUGCGCGGAUUACAGAAAUGUUUCAGGGCGCUGUGAACCGUGUCUAGGGUCAUUUGGAUUGGACUGUAAUAGAACCUGCCAAGAUGGAUAUUAUGGACAUGGAUGUAAAACGAAAUGUGAAUGUUUGCCAACUGAAUCGUGUCACAAAGUUCAUGGUUGUUUAGCCUGUAUUCAGAUAACGGGAUCUUUUGGAGAAAACUGCAGUGAGCCCUGUCCUUUUGGAUUCUUCGGCAUUAAUUGUCUUGAAAAGUGUAACUGUAGCAGUGGUACGCAUUGGUGUGAUAAUAUUUCCGGUUGCAAGCUUAAAGAUAGUGUCGAUGUGAAUAAUCGGAAUCAGGAAAACAAGACAAAACAUUUAGCUUUCGUGGUCGUGGGAUCAAUCAUUGGAACUUCAGCAUUUUGGUUUUUUAUAUAUUUAAUGUGCAGCUGGAAACGAAGAUCGAAUAAAACGAUGAAAGUUACCAUGAAAGAGGAUGAAGAUUCUGGCAAUAGUCCAGGUGAAUCACAACGGGAAUGUAACACACCAUCAGUGGAAUCUGGAAGACAUGUACGCUCUAAAUCACUUCGACAUGAAGCUAAGAAAACAGAACCUGUAACUCGUUCAAAAUCCCAUUCACAAGACACAUAUGGACGAUUCAAUAGGCAUUCUGAAAACUACGACCACUUAGACUUUCGUGGACAUCACAAUCAGCCGUCAAUGUCUGCUUUCAGUAGCAAUUAUAGCAAGAUAAACCUGAAACCAUAAUAUCGAUAUGAAAGCACUGAAACCUUUCUGAGGAAGAGUAGCAAUAUGUCUAUAGUUAUCAACAACAAUUUACAUGAUUAGGAAGAUGAAAUUAUCGCAGAGCUAAAACUGCGGUCAUUGUAUAAACGUCGUUCGUACAGUAUAUAAAAGGAACAUCAGAAACCCGAGGAGACUGCUAUUUGCGAACCCGUAUUUAGCAACAUUGUUAAAUCCCAGGUGCAUCCUUCAUGACGAAAAUGUGUCUGACCUUGUUGAAAAUGUUGUUCAAGUGAAUGAGCUUCAGAGAAAACAUGUUCUUAUUUUACAUUCUAGUACUUAGAUAAGAUUGCUUGACUGUUACUUUUUAAGAAACCCCAUUCCUAAUACCAGAUGAUUUGAACAAUUUGAAGACAAAGAUUCUAGUGUUUGAUAGAGACGUUUGGUUGCUUUGGGGGGGGGGGUGUCAUUCAAUGAAUUUUGAUGACACUCUAGUCUCAAUCACAAUGUAUAUCCAAUAUAAAAAAUGGAAUCCAUCACACCAUUUUGUAUGUCAAAACUUUAUACUUGAUUCGAAGGUGACAAUUCAAGAAAAUCAAACGAAAGUAAUAUAAAAGUUUGUAUAUCAGCCCACUGCAAAACAAUUCAGAAUCUAUUCUUUCAAUAAGGUGCAUACAAAUUCGAUAUUGGUUUGUAAAUGACAACCAUAACGUGGAAUCAUAUUAAAUUUGAAAAAACGAGAUAUUUUAGAAAAUUAAUGAAAUAGAAUUUGAGAGAAUUUAAAAUCAUAAAUACUAAUUAGGACAAAUCGUUGUAAGAUACAAGUACUGCGAAGUCUAAAUACAAAGCAAGACUUCCCGAAGAAUAACUCUAGAACCAUAUUUCUGGGUGAAACGUCAAACUGGGAAACGGUCCAUUGUGUUGUUUUCCUUUUAUAACUGGUACCAACAGACGGUGCCAUUCCCAAUGCCAAAUCUUUAUUUCCCUCAUUUCGAGGCUAUGACAUGGCCAGUAACAAACAUCUACAUAUGUAAGUCGUCGUAAUUAUGGACUCGUAAUUUGCUCCGUAGUAAGGAAUAACUAAUUAAUGAAUUCACAUGUGAAAAAAGUAAAUUUAAUGAACAUUCAUUUUGUAUUUUUAUACAUUGGAAGAUGCACAUUUCAGCCGUAAAUGUAAACAUUUAAUUCAAUGUUAGCUUUCUUGUCUGUCAGUUUAUUUUUCUCGCUAUAUGGUACUAUCGUUCCAAAAAAUAGCGUAUUACUUCAUUUGGUUGCACGUGCAAAUAUUUUCAUAGAUAUCAAUGAAACCGGUUUUACUUUUGUUCUCCGUUACCAGUCAUAUUGCAAAGGUUGUGGUAUCUGAGUGGUAAAGUUUUUGCUUUGUAACCUGGAGGUCGUAAAUUUAAUUCUACCUCAUGCCAUGAUCGGUCAAAGCAAAUAAAUAGAUGUUGAUUAAAUUGAAAAUCAUGGGUAUUUCGGAUAUGAUCUUAAAUACAGAGGUCCAGUAUCAUGACAGGCGUUGGCAAACUAAAGAACCCUAAUUGAUACAGCCCUGAUCGCUAAGCAUAAGUCUAAAUUUGUGGUACUUCUCCUACAGCUGGUGACGCUUCAAUUUGAGAGAAAUAUUCUCGACGGGAUAUCAAACAAAAAGAAACAAGCACUUUCUAUUUUAUGCCCUAGGUUUGAUGGGGGCCUGACAUAAGGAAGGCUUAAACAAUGACCUGACAAUAUCAACCUUCCGGUCACAAAGCUAAUGAUCUAAGUACUGAGUUACUGGAAUCGGUUUAACAUAUGUUGUGACUGUCAUGUUGCCAGUGGACUGACAUAAGAAGUUGCAUGUCUUUCGGAUGUGACUAUGCGAUAGGCGUUGGUAUGGUAAAGAAUCAGUAUCGUUCUUCAGUGUUAUGUAUAUGUCAAACAUUGUGUCACUUUACACAUAUUGGUGAUGUCGAAUCUAGAUUUAUACGAAUGAAUAUUUGUUAAUGAAAUGCAAAGAACAGAAUUAUCUGAGUUAUUUGUGAAAGUUGAAGAUAAUUCAUGAAGGUGUUUAUAGCCUAUCAUAGAAACCAAAUCACAACCUAUUUGAAAUUAAUUGAAUGGAAUUACAAUCUGAUACGCAGUAUUGUUGAAAUAGUGAAAAGCUUGAUAGUAAAUGACAACAAUAUUUUAAGCAAAUGGCUAGGAACUUAUUAGUACUUCAUGAUGUUAUUAACAAUGUAUGUCAAGUAUCCAGAAAUUGCUUGUUAUUUGUGAAUCUGCUCGAUAUAUUUAUAUAAUUGCAUAUCCUUUUUCAUAUAAUUAUUGUGACUGUACAUGUGUGAUAUCGACUUUCUAUUUUGGAUUGUAUUUAAAUCACACCUGUAUUGAAGUAUCGCCUGUGGGAACCAGCAAUGGCCUCUAUACAGAAGUGACCUCUUUUAAUAGAGAUACAUAUUUAGUUAAGAAAUGUAUGUUUUUUUCUUGUUCCGUGAACAAUUAUAGAAUACUUGUUUGAUAUGUACAUGUAUAUCAAUAAAUAUAGAAUUUUA